AUGGUUAAAAUUAUCUUAAGUAUUCUUUUAAUAAUUUUAUUUACACUCAUAGACAUUAGUAUUUACUCAAAAUAUGUAACAAAGAAUAAUAUUUCGUAUUUCUUAACAAACAAAAGAACUAUUAAAAAAAAGCAAUAUUCAAAUAUCUUAACUAAAAUAAAAAAUUACACGAUUAAAGCUGCCUAUAAAACUAAACUUUUAACAUAUCUAAAUGAUAUAAAUAAUUUAAAUUUGGGAAAUGGUAAAAAUGAAUUUUAUUUAAUUGCUUUACCACUUAGUGAUAAAUUUAACCCUUUUAUUGGUACAUUUUGUCAUAAUAAUAUACAGUACAGUGAUAAAGCAUCUUUGCCAAUAUUUAUAUAUGAUAUACUUUUAAAUAAGCAUAUUGAAGUUCCAUGGAAUUUUGUUAUUGAAAAAGUGAACAUAAAAAAGCCUAUAUAUUAUAAAAAUGUUUGUAUGACUAGUAUAAACGAGUUUUGUAAAUAUAAAAAUAUUAAUAAGCUAGACAGAGUUUUUAUCAAUGUUCUUGAUUUCAAAUCAAAAAAGAAUUUUAUUUUUUUGCCAUCAUGGAUUAUGAAAACUUUAAACUUAAAUUGCUUUGAUAUAGUAAGACUUAGAUUUGUAAAAUUAGAAACUUGUUUUAGCGUCGUUUUGCAACCACAUGAUAAAAAGUUUUUUGAAUUAAGAGAACCAAAAAAAAUAUUGGAAGAAAAACUAAGAUAUUAUUCUUGUCUAACAAAAAACAGUACCAUAUGCAUAAAUCAUGAUAAUUUUGUAUAUUAUUUUGAUGUAAUUAGAAUUGACUCAGAAAAUAAAAAAAAUGUUGAAGUAGCCUCCAUUCAAGAUACAAAUGUAAUUUUUGAUUUUGUUAAGGAAAAAUAUGAAAAAUGA
Messenger RNA from Plasmodium relictum, 891 nucleotides. RefSeq names its product ubiquitin fusion degradation protein 1, putative (gene UFD1). The coding region runs from base 1 to 891 and encodes 296 amino acids. The transcript is spliced from 9 exons. The record is from RefSeq and is a predicted model, not a curated record. NCBI's taxonomy places the organism in Eukaryota, Apicomplexa, Aconoidasida, Haemosporida, Plasmodiidae. Gene Ontology annotation, cellular component: VCP-NPL4-UFD1 AAA ATPase complex. Gene Ontology annotation, molecular function: polyubiquitin modification-dependent protein binding.